AUGGACGGUGGAUACGGUAACAAUUACAACCCUUAUGGCAGCCAAACCGGUGGUGGUGGUGGUGGCUUCGUGCCCGGCGAGACCAACAGUCCGUCGGGAGGCAAGGGUGGUGGUGACAACAAGACCAUCCGACCAGUGACAGUCAAGCAAAUCAACGACGCAACUUGCCCUUACCCCGAAGCACCAUUCCAGGUCGACGGUGCCGAUGUUUCCAGCGUGAUGUUCGUAGCUCAAGUACGCAACAUCAGCAAGCAGAGUACCAACAUCACAUAUAAGGUUGAUGAUAGCACAGGCGAUGUCGAAGUCAAGAAAUGGGUUGAUUCAGCAACUGCAGACAGCAUGGAUGUGGAUGACCCCAACGGCAUCCAUACUAAGGGCUAUGUGCGAGUGUACGGCUCUAUCAAGUCUUUCGGAAAUAAGCGAUACGUCGGCGCUCACAGUAUCCGACCUGUGACUGAUAUUAAUGAAUUCUUGUGCUCCAUGCUUGAUGCCACUGCUUCCCACUUGUUCUUUACCCGUGGUCCCCCUGGCGGGGCUGCCGGUGGUGCUGCCGGUGGAGUCGCUGCCGGUGGUGAUGCGGCGAUGGUUGACUACGGUGGUCCCCCGGCUCACAACAAGGCUCUACAAACUAUGAGUCCAUUCGCGCGUGAUAUCUACAACCUCUUGAGAACAGAGCCUCAAGACGAUACGGGUCUUCACUUGCAGGUUGUUGCGAACAAGUUGGGUCUUCCCCCGACGGAUGUUGCGCGGGCUGGUGAGGAGCUGCUCAAUGCGGGUGUGAUUUUCUCUACGCUGGAUGAGCAGACAUGGGCUAUCCUGGAUUACUAG
Penicillium malachiteum is the source of this 828-nucleotide messenger RNA. RefSeq lists its product as uncharacterized. Gene Ontology annotation, cellular component: nucleus; chromosome, telomeric region; site of double-strand break. NCBI's taxonomy places the organism in Eukaryota, Fungi, Ascomycota, Eurotiomycetes, Eurotiales, Aspergillaceae. Bases 1 to 828 code for a protein of 275 amino acids. Gene Ontology annotation, molecular function: DNA binding. The transcript is spliced from 3 exons. The record is from RefSeq and is a predicted model, not a curated record. Gene Ontology annotation, biological process: nucleotide-excision repair; double-strand break repair via homologous recombination; DNA replication.